UUCCCCCUCCUAGGGAACCCUAUAACCUUUUCAGGAGGUGGUCAGUCUCCUCUUCCGUCCUAUAAGGCUCCUGCCUCUCCUUAACAAGAAGUCUAGCCUUUGUCCUGGGACAGGUGCCCGGUACCUUUCCGCAGUCCAGAUGGCCAUUCCCGGUUCCUGGUUGCACGCACUCUUUCAGUGUCCAGACGGGUUCCAGGACCAGCGGUGGCUGGAGCCCCUUUGAGGGAACAGGAGAGCGUCCCCAGUCGGGGUCGUGGUGCCCCUGGAUCCUCACCGGUUGUCGGGGUCUGCUGGCCAGCGUCCUGUCCCGAUUGGUGGCCCCAGCGGCAGUGCUGUCUGUCGGGGUUUCCCAGUCAGGGAACCAAAUGUUACAGCAAGCAGGACCAGGAAACAAACCAAGGGUCACACGAGAGUACUGCAAAACAGGCUUUUAUUACCCGUGGGCUCGGGGUCUAGCCUCCAAAUUCUGAGCAAAUGGGUUAAAAAUAUGCUGGUUUUUAUGUGUUGUUAUGAGGAAGUUGUUGGUUACAGAAGAAAAAAUUGUUAUAAUGCUCACAUGAGAUGAGGGUUAUAAAAGUUGCUUAGCCAUACUAUUUUGCAGUUCUGCUAUAACAAGAUGGAAGUUACAAAGUCUGUAGAAGGCCGAGGUUUAGUCAAUGUUUCUCUGUAGUUGCUUAGCCGUGCUGCCAUUAGGAGGGGAGUGCAGAAAUCUUUCCUUACAGCGUGUGAUGCAGUCCCAAAAGACGGAUAAUUUAGUGGAAGAGUCAAGAUUUUUCCACAUGAAAAGUAAACUCUUACCCCACCAAGUUAGGAUUUGGAGAAUGGAGCAGGGAAAGGCAUUGUGGUAGAAGUCCAGAAAUGAGAGACCAUCGGGAUGGGCAGGACUUAACUAGAGAAAGAAGGGUCAUGGCCUUCCCUACUGAAAGCCCCUCAGGAACCUCUGUCCCAUCCAAGAGAGUUAAACCCUAGUUCCCUGCUGGGCUUACAGCCUCUCCAGCUUCAUGCCUGCCGGGCCUGCCCCAGCCUGUCCAGAUUCCUUGCAGCCACCCUUGCCCCAUGUUUUUCACACCCGAGACUGUUCAUUCUGCCCUCUCUACCUCGUCUAGUGGACAAGCCGUCACUCAGCUUUUAGGAUUCAGCUCAAACACAGCAUCUCCUGUGGAGCGUCUCUCCCGGUAAUGAGCUGUGCCACCUCUGUCCCUGCAGCCCGGGCUGUGCCUCUGCGUCUCAUGCAGUGUCCUGCGGCGUGCUGCCUCUUCAUCACUAGGCUACACGCUCAGGACCUGGGACUGCCUGGUGGGGCAGAGGUUUCGUGUAGUAUCGGGGUUCUCGACGCCCCUGUGAUGAUGGGUCCCCUGGCAGGCUGUGCUGCAUGAGAUGAAAGAAACACAGACACAGAGACAGUAGCUAAGACAGCGGGGAGGCCAGGGGACCACCAGCACUCCGGUGCCAAUGUGGCGGCGGCUGAACCCCAGCACUUGCUUUUCAUUCUCUUUGCCAUGCUGCAAAAUACAGUGAUUGCACGUGGAAAAAUCAUGGGAUACAGUGAUCAAAGGUCUCGGGGCUCUCCCCAAAAUCACAAGGUAUCCUAGCUAAUUUCCUUCUCCUCUCUAGAAGUGAAAAACACGUAAUUCUUCAGUAGGUACAACCUGUCCCAAGGUAAACUAGCUAAUUUUAUCCCAAACUCAAGCUAUGUACAUGGAUAUCAAUCUUUAAUGUCAGAAGCUGCGACCCAUUUGAUCAAGGAACAAAGAAACUACAUGCUUCCCACUGGGAGACUAGAUUUACGUUAACUGAGGAUUGUUGACAGAAAGGGAGAGAAGGAGCAUGGCCCAGGGCACAAACACCAUGGAAGCCUUGAGACCCUUCUCCCGGGCUGACAUACUGCAAUCCACCUCUACAGCCAUGAGAAGUUUCCAUGUCAGACCACCUGUGGCUUUUCAUGCAUGAGGCCCCUCAGGCUCUGAGGUCGGAGCAUGCUUCGCUGUACUCCCAGAUCGCUGGUAUAUGUCCCCCAACUUGACAGUUAACAUCUGCACUUAUGUCAGGCUGCUUCACCUUCUCUCCUCUCACAGCCUAAGACAGAGCACCCCUAAGUCCCAGUGGUCUUAAUGCCAUCAGACUGGGGGAACAGUGGAGGGUGAGGGGAAAAGAUAAACGGGUGGUGAGCUGCAGGGAAGGGGGAGGGCAAGGCCCUUGCAGCUCCAUCUAAAGUCGUGUGCCCAGAUAAAUGCGUCCUGUGGGUAGCAUGGUGCGCUGGAGCCACAGGGCCACGGGUGUGUGGCGGGAGGCUGACCUGCCAGUGCUAGGAAGGGUGCUCAGAGACAAAACCAGGCAGGUUGUCUCAAGUGCAGGCUUGAGAUGUGAAGAGCCUUGACUGGCAUGGGGAUCAGAAGAACAAAGAAUUUGAGGAUUUUAAAGUCUGGGCAGUGAGGGGAACAUCCCAUGGUCUUGUCCAACUCUAAUGUGCCAACUAAUCACCCAAGACCCUGUGGAAGUGCAGACUCUCACCGACCAGGCCUGUGGUGGGCCUGAGAGGCAAAUUUAACACACUCCCAGGUGGCGCCCACACUGCAGGCCCACAGACCACACGGAGCGGUGCAGCUGCAGGCCCUUUCAGUGGGUCAGGAGCAGUGCCUGCCACUGGGCGGUGCCCCUCUGGGAGCAGAGUGCAGGCAUGUGGUGUCUUUGGGUGAAGAAAAGCCUUCCCCUUCCACCCAGGGAGCCUGUCCAGGCGCACGGCUUUGUGAGCAGAGCGCAGCUGGGUCUUAGCCCACACUUGCCCUUCGAGUCAUGAACAACCUGCAAAACUCUUUGGGGCGGCCCUGGUAGAACCACUAACAGAGACGAAGGUCAGAGGUGGGGAGCUCAUUUGGCGAGCAAAGUGGUGACUCUAGCCUGUCAUGGACAUCCAAGUGAAAUGUCUGCCUACUAGCAGUUGGAGACAUAGCUCGAGACCUGGACUCUGGGUCUGUAGGUUUAUCAAUGAUAUACCACACAGGGGAAAAAGCAAGAUGAGGGUGGGGUUGAAAUCAUCUGACCCUCAGACCCUUAUUUGGUAGGUACCACUCUUCUCCCAACAUCUCUGUCCCUUUUGUUGUCUUGCAGGUCACCGUUCCCGCUACUGAACAGUUUGAUGGGGCGUCGGGCGGAUGACAGCGGGAACGGUUGUGAUCACCGGUGGAAUCCUGGCUACGGUGAUCCUCCUCUGCAUCAUCGCUGUCCUGUGCUACUGUAGGCUCCAGUACUACUGCUGCAAGAAGAGCGGAUCUGAGGGUGCAGAGGAGGAGGAGGAGCAGCAGGAGCACGACCGCCCGGCGCAUCCCAGAGGCCUCAGCUGCAAUGCCUGCAGCUCCCAAGCGCUGGACAGCAGAGGCAGCCUGGCGCCUCUCACUGGCGAGCCCUGCAGCCAGCCGUGUGGGGUGGGGGGGAGCCACUGCACCACCUGCUCCCCAUAUAGCUCCCCCUUUUACAUACGGACGGCUGACAUGGUGCCCAAUGGGGGUGGAGGCGAGAGGCUCUCCUUUGCCCCUACAUACUACAAAGAGGGGGGUCCCCCAUCCCUCAAAUUGGCAGCGCCCCAGAGUUACCCGGUGACCUGGCCAGGCUCUGGGCGUGAGGCCUUCACCAAUCCAAGGGCUGUCAGUACAGACGUGUAACCACUUCCACGUCUGACCGCACACACCACACUGCUGCCCGGCGGGGAUAGGGGAGUGGCAGGCCCUCCAGCAGCCCCACAAGGGUCGCCUCUGCUUCUGUGGCUUUUCUUGCUUUGCAGUGGCGGGCUCACCAGGACUCAAGCUUUUGAGUGCACUGAGAUCCAGGACAGGCCCGGCUCCAAGCCCACGGCCCAGAGGGGACCCGAUAGGGCGAGUCUGCGGCCUGGCCAGUUUCCCGGCUGGGACGUGCCCUGGCAGGCCAGCAGCACCGCAGCCCUUGGCAGCGCCCCGGCCCCUGCCUGUCCUGCGCUGGGACAAGGAGCACCAGGGAAAGCUAAGCACAGGCUCUGGAGGCUUCCAGAGUCCUUGGGAGAUGAAGUGUCCAUGCCCAGAAGAAAGAGGGACAAAGGGGAAGAGGAGAAGUGAGAACUAAGACAUUCCAGAAUUUAACAAGAGAGGAGAAGGCAUGGAAAAGGGACUUCUUGAGGACUCACCUGCUAAAACGAACCCCAGAGCUAAUUCACAGUCUAGUUGUGUACUUGGGUUAUCGUAGACACUGCUGCACCAUAGCUCCUCCCAUAAGGACAUUGAUUCCUGAAUGUGCCACAUCUCCAUCUGGCCCCUUCCUCAUGGAAUGCCUUGAGUUGACUUUAAAGGCCAUGGCCUGAGGUUAUUUGCGGGGUUUGCACCAAGUGACUAUCUAACCUUAGCUUCCUAAAAAUCCUUUUUCUGGGCUGGGCAUGGUGGCCCAGGCCUGUAAUCCUAGCACUCUGGAAGGCCGAGGCGGGCAGACUGCUCAA
This is a messenger RNA of Microcebus murinus (gray mouse lemur), 4459 nucleotides long. NCBI's taxonomy places the organism in Eukaryota, Metazoa, Chordata, Mammalia, Primates, Cheirogaleidae. The record is from RefSeq and is a predicted model, not a curated record.